Messenger RNA from Aethina tumida (small hive beetle), 1557 nucleotides. Its product is annotated as golgin-45. The transcript has 5 exons. Gene Ontology annotation, cellular component: Golgi membrane. NCBI's taxonomy places the organism in Eukaryota, Metazoa, Arthropoda, Insecta, Coleoptera, Nitidulidae. Gene Ontology annotation, biological process: Golgi to plasma membrane protein transport; Golgi organization. The record is from RefSeq and is a predicted model, not a curated record. The coding region runs from base 223 to 1455 and encodes 410 amino acids.
AUUCAUUUAAUAACAUCAAUGUUUGUUAUCAAAUACGGAAAAGUUUAUAAAGUAGAACGUUGAAUUAUAUUCAAGAAAUAGAAAGUUCCGUUAAAGUGAUACUUCUACGAUAUAUACGUAAACAGUAUUUUAUAAAAUCUAAAAGUUAAUCUAAUGAGUAAUAAAUAGAGAAUAUAAUAAGAAAACCAUCUGUUAAAUAGAUAUAUCACUUAACAUACAUUUAUGAUGGCAGAAAUGAAAGUGAAUGAAGUUCGUACAAUGGGUGAUGGAAUGGACAACUCUCUACUGUGUUUACCUGAAGCUCUGAACAGUGCUGUAACAUUUAACUUACAUCUCAAAUCAAAGAAACUUAUCAAAUCGUUUCGUCCAGUGAUACCAGAAAAUGCCAAAAUAUGUCUAGUGCCAAAGUAUAUUCCCAAAGAACAGAAAUUACCAAAAUAUUUACUAAAGAAGCCCAAAGAACCUAAGUUUAUUCCCUAUGAACCUUAUAAAGCAGCAGUUGAGCCAAUUGUGCCUUUGAAAACUAAUCAUAUUGUGUCAGGCAAAUCUUCUAAAAACAAUAUUGAAAUUCAGAAACUUGUGAAUCAAAUGGCUGAUAUGAGAGCAGCUGAAAUGGAUAAAUUGAAGUUGUCUGUGCUAGAGGAUAGAGAGAAUUUUAUAACCAAAGAUGUUUGGGAAAAACAGAAACAAUCAUAUGAGAAUGACAUAAAAAAUUUGAGAGAGACCAAUUCACAUUUGGAAAAUCAACUGAAAUUUCAAGCUCAAGUAAACAGCGAGUUAAAAACAUUACUAGUUGCAGCUGUAGGUGAAGACUUGGAAAGCAGAGUUCAACAUUUGACUGAAGAUAAGUUGCAACUAGCAAGAGCUUUAUUAAACUCUGCAAAUCAUUUAACAUCACAUCAAGAACAAACUGAGUGGCUUUCCGGACAAUGUGAGGUGUGGAGAAGCAAAUUUUUAGCUUCAAGUUUAAUGAUUGAAGAAUUGGCUCAUUGGAAAUCAGCUUUGACAACUAGAAUAAAUGAGUUACAGAAUACAAUUAGGACUUUGUUAGAUGAAAGCACUUACUCACAAAAACAGUCCUUGAAUGCUUAUUGUCAUUUAGUGUGCAUUGCUGAUAAAUUGAACGAACACAGUGAUCAAUUCAAAUUAAAAUCAGCAACAUAUGUUGAAUUGACCCAGACAAAUUAUAAGUUGUCUGAUAAAAUUUAUAAACAUUUAGAUGUGCCACAUGAAAAUUUUAAUAAGAUGUAUCACCAAUUAUUAAAAGUAGAAAGCAAUACAUUAGCAGAAAAGAAUGCUCAGAAAUUACUUCAAAAUCCUGUUAAAAUUACAAAUAAAGAUGCAAUAUGUAAUGCACUGGUUGGAGCAGCACAUGGAGAACAGAUUUAUUUACAGAAUACAUCUUUUCACACUGCAUGCUGUGGACAUUGCAAGGGUGAUAUUCAAAAUAUUUGACAAAAAUAAUACAUUUAGGUUUAUAUUUAUUUAUUUUAUUAAACAUUGUAUUUAUGUAAAUGUUAUUUUUUAAUAAGUAAAUAAAAUAUAAGUUAAAAAUGU